Molecule: messenger RNA, 3138 nt
Organism: Plasmodium knowlesi strain H
Lineage: Eukaryota; Apicomplexa; Aconoidasida; Haemosporida; Plasmodiidae
Product: conserved Plasmodium protein, unknown function
Exons: 12
Coding region: 1-3138 (1045 amino acids)
Source: RefSeq, a predicted model, not a curated record
AUGGAAAACACGGCAAAAAAGAAGGCUAACGAAAAGAAAGGAAAAAAAAAAACUGACGAUGUUAAGGAGCGGAUACUGAGCGGGCGACCCGUUCUGUGCUUUGAUGAAGAAAUUGAUUUCGACAAAUGUGGCCCUGUCAGUGCAGAACAGAUUGACGACACAACAGAAAAUAAGAAAAAAAAAGCAGGUUAUGAAAAUGUCAAAAACGCUUCGUUAGACAGUAUAGAAAUAGGUACCAAAAAGAAAGGCUCCAAAAAAACGAAGGAAGGAAAAGAACAUGAUACUCAUAGAAACUCAAACGAUCAGGAAAAAAUACAUCAAAGAAAAGGAAAAAAAAAAGGUACAGGAAAUGCCAACAGUAGUAACGGUAAUGAUUUUGACGAUGAAGACGGAAUUAGCAUUUACAAAAAUGUAGAUAAGCAUGGCGCAUCCAGUUUUAACGAAGACUAUGUGUUUAACGAGGUAGACAGCACCACCAAUAGUUCUUCAAUCCUCAGGAUUCAGAGAAAUAAUAUCGAAUUGAAAAAAAAAGGUUCGUCAAAAUUUAUAAAAUUACAAAGUAAUAACAAUGGUGAGGUGUUGAAUAAAGAAAAUAAUGAACAACUAAAUAAAUGGAUCGAAACAUUGCCAAGUAUCAAUUCCGAGAUAGGAAUCUUAUUGAAUAAUCACCUCCCUUGUUACAGGAUCCUUGACAAUAUUAAAAGAAUCAACAAAAUAAAAAGUGUUGUUUAUAAUGAUAAUGAAAAUGACGAAAUGUUGAAUACAAUUGAAAAAUCAAAUAUUAUGUUUAAUUCGAUAAAACUAACCACCAAGGAAAAGUACAUCAUCAGAUUCCUGUGUGAGGGGUCUUCCCACACGUUAUCCGAGUUGGUAGAGUUGUUGUUUUACGUCCUCAACAAUGAAGAAUUAGUACUUGAUAGGUUCCCUAUAAAAAUCGCUCCCACUUCUGACAAAGAAGGAGGUAACGUUAUAUUUUCACUGAACCAAGCGAAUAAUAGUGAAAAAGGGGAAGAGAACAACAUAUCGCUGAGCAAAGAUAAUGAAAAUGAUGAAAGUCGCGAAAAUGAAUGUAACAUUUCCAUGGAUAAUUUCUCCGAUGAGGAGUACUACUCUGAUGAUGGGGAAAAGAAAAACUAUAACAUCCAUAUCAGUAGGGAGGAUCUUCUCGCAAGCAUCCCCAUUCUACUGAGCAGAAAAAGUCUAGGAGAUAAUAUGAAAAAAAUGAAUGUCAGUAAAAACGAAAAUAACGAAAAGGAAUGCCUUUGGGUUUGGGAAAAUGACAACUACGAAUUAUUCCCACCGUACUACAAAGAAAUAUUCAAGUACUUCAAAGAAUUUAGGAAUAACCAAAGCAAAAUAUAUAGAACUUUAAUAAAAUUAAAAAACUCCAUUCUGAGUAAGGAUCUACAGAGCAUCGUAAAAACACAUGAUUAUUUAAAUGAGCUGAAGAAGAAACAAUAUUUAGAAUCUGAAAAAAGAUGCAAAAAAAUUUUAAUUGAGAAAAAAAAAAUCAUCAAAAGGAAAAUGGACAUAAAAAAACAAGAAGAAAAAAAAAAAAAAAUAGAAGACGCGAAAUUUCUGGAAGAAAAAAAAGCUGCAACUAUUAACAAGUUGGAUAGCGUUGUAGCACAGAAUAAAACUGAAGAGAAAAAACCCAAACAACAGAACUUAAUAUUGUCAUGGCUCACAAUGAAAAAAAAUGAAAAAGCAAACUCUGCCAAUUCGAAUGAAAAUUCAGAACAAUUCAUUAAAUACCCAAUUGCCAAUGUGCUCAGUUUUAAUGAAGCCCUACGGGACAAAUUAAUGGAAGCCCAAAACCAGUUACCCAUAUUCACGUGCAACCGUAAGGGCGCCAUAGGGUCGAGUAGCAUAUUCAAGAGCAAUGGCAAUUUCGAUAAGCAAAAACUUCUCGAGGAUUACGAGAAGAUGUGCGGAAAUCACAAAAGAACAGUUGUGGAUUACUUCAAAGUAUAUGUCGACAAUAAGGAGUUUUUUGAGGAAAUUCCAUCGGUUGAUAGUAUCGAUGGAAGCAAGUUAAUCGUACAGAAUGAAAAGGGAGUAAGGUCCAAGCUUUGGGAAGACAACGAAUUUUACUGCAAGCUGAAAAACUCAGAGUAUAUCAGGAGCUUUUAUUUUUACGACAAUUCGUGGACAAGACCAUAUAUGUCCCUUCUGGUGCAUAAAGUUUUAGACGACAACAUCAAUUUGCUCCCCUAUUAUUACAACGAUGACAUGGAAUACGAGAAUGAUACAAAUGAGGAUUACUACGAGAAGUUUGAAACCAUCGAUCUUACUACGGAGAAUGAGGAAAACGAAACGGAAAGCGACGGAAGCUCCCAAGAUAUGUUCAUCGUGCCAGAUAAUGAACUGAACACGGAUAUCAACAUAACUCCGAUAACAAUACCAACAAGUCAGGACAUUCAUUUCUUCUCAUUGUUUAAUUGGGAAUGGAAAUUCGAAGGGAACCCCAAGCGGAAUUACGACAUAAUUAACAAAAACACGUGGAAGGAGUUCAAUCUGAUAUAUAAGGAGAACAUUUACGGAUGCCAGUACAUGUCUUGGGGAAAAGAGAAUAACCCCUUCAUAUACCUCUCCGAAAGGAACAGUCCGAAGAACACUUUGAACAAUUAUGACAUUAAGAAAUUAAUAAAGCAUUCUCACGGGAAGGUAACAAAGAAGGAUGUUCUAGUGGACCAGUUCAAGCUCAAAAAUGAGCACCUAACCAAGGCCGAUACGGAGCGGAAAUUCAAGACAUAUUUGGUGUACAAAAAGUGCGAAGAUAACAGGAAGAAAUGGAUGGCCUCAGAAGAAGGAAUUAAAUUAUUUAAGAACGAGCAACUGCUUACCAAAAUUUAUAACAUCCGCAAAAGAAAGCUAAACCUAAUUACACAAAAAAUGGAACAAGUGAAGAGACAAAAACGGAUGGACAGAGAAAAUUUAAAAAAGGAAGAGAAAAUAAAAAGGAAAGAAAAAUCAAAUCAAGAAAAAUUAUUAAGUAAGGACAACAUGAAAAAGGAAGCAGUAAAGGACCCAGAGAAAUUGGAAAAGAAGGAAACGAUGACGAAAGAGGCGACAAAUAUUAUCCAAAAGAUAUUUUCAAGUAGCUCUCUGACUGGUAGCAAGAAUGUGAAAAAGUGA